AUGAUGCUGGAGCCAGUCGGCGGCGGCGAGCCGGCGCUCAGCGCCGCAGCCGUGGACGACUUCUACGCCAGCGACGCCCCCGGCCACCAGGCCCUUUCCGAGGCCCCCACGCCCGUUGCGAACUUCUCCGCAGACUCCAAUUGCCCUCAGUUGCAUGCAGAUCAGUUUAUUCCGCCGCCGCCUCCCGCGGAGUCCCGCGCCACAGUGUCGCUGGGGGGCUCCCCGCCGUCUGCUGCAGCAGCUGCAGCGCUUUCGGGCACUUUGGACGGCCGCAAGGACCCCGGCGGCGCCAAGUUCGCGGUUUCGCAGAUCCACGGAGUCUACCUGCUGCUGCACCGCGCCGUGCUCAGCCGCUGCGCCCCCUGGUCCGAGUUUGCUGCUGCUGCUGCUUUCCAGCGGCCCUGCAGCGGCGCUGCUGCAGUCGAUCGCAUGCAGCGAAACUUCCGCUACUUCACCACUAACUACAUUUGCAUUUGCUGCUGCUUUGCUGCUCUCUGCGCCCUCCUCAACCCUCCGGUCUUCGCCGUCGCGGGCCUUUGCGGGGCCCUCUGCGCCUUCGCCUCCCUCAAGGGCGAGGUCCAGAUUGGAGACACGCGGCUGCCGAAGAAGAGCUUCCAGGGGGCUGUUUGCGCAGGCAGUGCUUGUUUGCUGCUGCUGCUUGCUGGCAAUGCUGUAAUGACUUUGCUGCUGCUGUGCGCCCUUGUGGUGUCUGUACACUCCGCGCUCCACAAGGGCGUCUCUUACCAGACCAUUGCCCAGAAGGGCGAGCAGCAGCACCCGGACCUGGGAGUUUGA
Molecule: messenger RNA, 795 nt
Organism: Eimeria necatrix
Lineage: Eukaryota; Apicomplexa; Conoidasida; Eucoccidiorida; Eimeriidae
Exons: 3
Coding region: 1-795 (264 amino acids)
Cellular component (GO): Golgi apparatus
Source: RefSeq, a predicted model, not a curated record